Messenger RNA from Bacillus rossius redtenbacheri, 9911 nucleotides. It is a transcript of the gene sdt, whose product is annotated as protein PALS1. The record is from RefSeq and is a predicted model, not a curated record. The transcript is spliced from 14 exons. NCBI's taxonomy places the organism in Eukaryota, Metazoa, Arthropoda, Insecta, Phasmatodea, Bacillidae. Gene Ontology annotation, molecular function: protein binding. Gene Ontology annotation, cellular component: adherens junction; plasma membrane. Bases 110 to 2917 code for a protein of 935 amino acids. Gene Ontology annotation, biological process: morphogenesis of an epithelial sheet; establishment or maintenance of epithelial cell apical/basal polarity; generation of neurons.
CCUGGUGCACAACAGCAACGUGCAGGAUGCCUUCGUCAUCGCCGUGGAGCAGCAGGCGCGCGAGCGGCUGGAGCGGUUGUCGGCGCUCAAGAGGAUCAAGCCGGUCGACAUGACCAAGCUCUCGCAGCAGCUGAACCAGCAGAUCCCGGCCACCGAGCACCAGCAGGAGCUGAACGGCUUCAUCGAGAGCAGCCCCAUCUACGUGACGUCCAUCCCGGCGGAGGCGCCCAAGCCCGCGGGUCCGCGGCCCAAGGCGCUCAGCAAUGGCCACGCCAGCGAGCCCGAGUCUGCGGCGGAACUGGAGCUGACUCAGCAGCUCAGCGAGCCCCCGCGCAGCGUGUCGCCCUUCGCCAACGGCCGCACCGAGGUGCUGAUUGGCCAGGAGGCGGGCGACGCCAGCCGCGUGCGCACCACCGCCGUCGUCGAGAGCCAGCGGGGGCUGGCCGUGGGCGAGGACUCGCGAGUCAGGACCCGCCGGCGCAGCGGCAGCAGCAUCGUGGUGGUGGACACGCAGGACGACCAGGAGGAGCCCGUGAAGCGGCGCUCGCCCGAGGAGGAGGAUGCCUACAACGCCAUGAUGAUGAUGAUGUCGCUGGACAGCGGGCCGCACCGCGAGAUGGCCGUGGACGUGCCCGAGUCCUUCAUCGCCCGCUCCAAGACGCCGCCCCGCUACCCGCCCCCGAGGACGCAGAGCCAGCCCCAGCCGGUGAACGGGUCGACGGCGAAGCCUGUGCCGCCCCCGCGGGACCACCUGCGCAUCGAGAGGGACGGCCGGCUGGUGAACAGGGCGCCGGCGCCGCAGGUGCCCGCGAGGACAGUGCCGCCCCCCGUGCCCGCAGCCCCCGCCGCCCCCAACCACGUGCCGCCGCCCGGCACGCCCGAGCCCAGCCGCGAGCCCACCAAGGAGCAGCUCGACAGCAUCCGCAAGUUCCAGGAGGCUCUGCGCAAGAGGAAAGAGGAGGAGGAGCGCGCCUUGCAGCAGGCAGAGUUCCUGAACCGCUCGUUGCGGGGCUCCAAGAAGCUACAGGCGCUCGAGAGUCACCCGCCCCCGCCGCCAACCACCGGCGUCGUCAACGAUGGCUACUCCUCCGAGGAACUGGAGCUGCUGUCGUACGACGAGCACGACGACCACAAGGAGUCGCUCUACAGGAUCAUCAGCUACGGAGAGCUGGUGGCGUCGCUGCAGAGGCUACAGCUACAGCUGAAGAAGAGCUCGGUGGAGCCGGGACUGAAGGGCUACACGAGCCUCGAAGGCCAGGUGGCGGCCGUGCAGACGCUGCUGCUGAGCCGGGAGUUUGGGCGCGCGCUAGCCGUGCACAACAAGGUGCAGGAGGCGCUGGUGCACAGGAAGGAGCAGCCGCCCGUCUCCUGCUCUGUGCAAGGGCUCGUCAGGGAGUGCCUGGACAGCCUGCAGCCCUGCUCGCUGGCGGAUGCCGCGGAGUUGGCAGACCUGCUGACGCGCUACGAGGUGGAAGGGCUGCUGCUGGCGCACGAUGGCGUCGCUGCGCAGCUCUCGGCUGAGGAGCCUCCCAGCAGCUCUGCGGCGCCCGGCACGCCCAGUCCGCCCGACCCCGACCAGCUGCCCUCCGACACCAACAUCAACAUCAUCAAGAUCGAGAAGACCAACGAGCCUCUGGGCGCGACGGUGCGCAACGAGGGCGACGCGGUCAUCAUCGGGCGCGUGGUGAAGGGCGGCGCGGCGGAGAAGAGCGGCCUGCUGCACGAGGGAGACGAGGUGCUGGAGGUGAACGGCAUCGAGAUGCGCGGCAAGACCAUCAACGAGGUGUGCGACAUCCUGUCCGGCAUGACGGGCACGCUCACCUUCCUCACGGUGCCUCGCGCCCGCGCCACACGGGCCGCGCCCGCCCGCGACUCCUUGAUGCACGUGAAAGCCCACUUCGACUACGACCCGGAGGAGGACCUGUACAUCCCGUGCCGCGAGCUGGGCGUCAGCUUCCAGAAGGGAGACGUGCUGCACGUGAUCAGCCAAGAGGACCCCAACUGGUGGCAGGCGUACCGGGAGGGCGAGGAGGACCAGACGCUGGCGGGCCUGGUCCCCAGCCGCACCUUCCAGCACCAACGAGAAGCUAUGAAGCAAACGAUGACUGGUGAUAAAACGACGAAGGAGAAAUCAAAGAAGACGGGUAUGUUGCUGUGUGCGAAGAAGAAUCCAAAGAAAAAGAAAAAGAAAGCAGCGUAUGGUGGCUCGUAUAACGAUGGUGCUUAUCCACUGUAUUCCACCAACACCGUGGAUGAUUACGAUGUGGAUGAAAUCUUGACUUACGAAGAAGUUUCUCUCUACUAUCCACGAGCGAACCACAAAAGGCCAAUUGUAUUAAUUGGCCCACCGAACAUUGGCCGUCAUGAGCUUCGACAAAGGCUGAUGGAGGAUUCAGAAAGGUUCGCUGCAGCAAUACCACACACGAGUCGACCGAAAAAGGACGGGGAAGUGGAUGGACAGGACUACCACUUCAUCUCGAGAGUGCAGUUUGAGAGCGACAUCUUGGCUCGCAAGUUCGUUGAGCACGGAGAGUACGAGAAAGCGUAUUACGGUACCUCUCUCGACGCCAUUCGCAGUGUCGUCAACUCUGGCAAGAUCUGUGUUCUCAACUUGCACCCGCAGUCUCUCAAGAUUCUGCGCAACUCCGACCUCAAGCCUUACGUGGUUUUCGUGGCACCGCCAUCCCUCGAGAAACUACGGCAGAAGAAGAUGAGGAAUGGAGAAGCUUUCAAGGAGGACGAGCUGAAGGACAUCAUCGAGAAGGCGCGCGAGAUGGAGGACAAGUACGGCCACUACUUCGACAUGAUCAUCAUCAACAACGACACGGACCGCGCCUUCCACCAGCUGGUGAACGAGAUCAACAGCCUGGAGAGGGAGCCCCAGUGGGUGCCCGCGCACUGGGUGCGGCCCGUGUGACCAGAAAGAAAAGCAGGCAUCCUGCGCAACUCGAAGCAACGUGCUGCUGUGUUAUCAUCAGUAUUACCAGAGAUUAGUUGAUGGACAUUGUGCGGUGGAGAAGUAGUGAGUGUCGCGUGCGCGGAUGAGCCAGGCCGUCGCUUACAGCACAGACUCUCGUUCAGAGGAAGGUAAGCGUGAUGAGACUCUUCUCGUAGGCGGGAAUGUAAUAUAUUUGCAAUAAAAUAAAUUUUUUGGACUCAUGCUGGUCAUGAUGCACUUGAGGCUGCUAGACAUUUGUUCCGAAUGUAACAGCCCCAUAGAGAAAUGGAGGGAGAAAGUACCAUAAAUGCAAAAGACAGCAAUAACAGUUCACAUAUGGUACAAAAUAAAGGUGACUUUUGCAGUGCGACACAUAAAUACAAUAACAAGAAAACAAAAAAUUGAUAUUCAGCAGCAUCACUGAACAGAGUGCAAUCGUUUUGUUAACUUUGAGUGCUUGUGCAUAUAUUUGCUGUGGAGUUGUUCUCGACAGUGCCUACUUAAUGAUAUAAAAACAUCUGGGCAACUUGGUGUUUGUUUCACCUCAAGUGGUUAAUGAUAUUAUUUCUUAGCAUCACAAUGAAAUAUCAUGAUCACUCUUGUUUGUAACAUUUUUCCUUGGUUUAUAACUUAAAUAUAUUUUCAGUGUUAAGUUUUUGUACUGGUAGAUAUUUAUUGUGAAGUUGUAACUGACUUGUGAGUUUCAAUUUGCUAGUCAGCAUACUGAAGUUCUUAGAAAAUAUUAAUGGAUUUAAGUUUUUAAAAUGAGUCAUUGUUUAUAUCUGGAUAGGAAGAGAUAUAUUGUGUGAUGCACCAAUACUCAGAAAGAUAUGUGGUUAUCAUGAAUAUCCUUAAAAGACACAAAAAAUAUGUAUGUUAAUGAUUGAUUGUUUUAUUUUGAUGAUGACUAGCUUUACAGAAGAAAAAAAAAUGUUGUUUCAAACCUUAUAUUUUUAAAUUUUGAAAGAAAUUGGUUAAACAUAAAUGUUUUACUGUUUUUAGUUUGUUUAGUCUAUAAUACAUGAGUUAAUUUUGUCUGGAAAUGUGCAGAAUUAGUCAAAAACAAAAUUUUUGAAGAAUUGCCAGCAUAUAGUUUUUGAAUUACAAGGAACAUCUUUGUAACACCAUUACCAUUACUAAAACACUUUUUUUUACAAUGUGCAAUAACAUUUCUAAUUUUUGUGCAUGAAAUCAAAUAAAAUAGAUGUAAAUGUAAAAAAAAAGUUAUGUUAAUUUUUAGCAUGAAUAUUCUCUCUAUCUUAAAAAUGUUUUGUUCAGAAUUUGUGUAAAAAAAUUUUUUUAAUCUAGUUUUAUCAGCUAUUAUUAAGUGUUGACAAAGAAAUUACAUUUUACAUAACUUAUAUAUACUAUUCCCUAUCUUGUCAAUUUUAUGUAGCUGGAUAAUACAAAACUAAUUGGUGUUUUAAAUUUGUUUCUGUACAUGCAUUAGAGUAAAACUCACCUUCUAAAAUAUAGAUUAUACCUACUUUACCCCAACAAUGAUUCUACGGAAUAUUAGGACAGAAAAUAAUGUACAGGUAUUUGCUUUUUUAGAAUUUUACUCCUAAUUUAUUAUGAAUAGUAUUGAAAAGUAAAUGUUCUUUUUAUAAUUAUUGUGUGUGAUAUGUGGCCUUUAUACCCACUUAAAACUACAUGUUGAAUUCUGUGUUUUGAUUAAUGCUACAAACUACAACACAUGUAUUUUGUUGGUUACAGCUGGGAAUCAAAAGCCAACACAAACUUUUUGAGAUUGUUGUAAGCAAUACAUUACCGACCAUAGAGGCCACUUGCAUUUUGUUCAUCUCUAAUAUUGCUAAAGGUACUUGGAUGUUUAGUAACAAAGGGUGUACAGUUCUAGAAAUGCAAAGAUCCCAAAAAUUAAGAAAACAAAUAAAAAGGUUAUCCUUUUCCGUGUUCUUUGAUAAUUGACGUUAUGAACUUCUUAAUGAUGAAUUGAAACACUGUUCAAAAUAAGGUGAUAAUAAAUAUAAACAAUAAAUUAUUAACAUUUUUUUAAAAACAAUUUUAGUGUUAAAUGUACAUUUAUUUUUAUUAUAUAAUUAAAAUAUUAACUAAAAAGUGUUCUGAUAAAAUAAAAAAAUAUUUAAUAAAUAUUGCUGUGUUGAAUAUUAUUUCUGUGUUUAAUAUAAUACAUUUUUAAAAGGGUGAUUAAUUUCAAAACAAAACGAAAAUGCUCAAGAAAACCUUAGUGCUGUAACUACAAAAAGCUUUUAAAAUUAUAUUGAAAGGAAUAGUAUUUUAAAUCACAUGUACAUAGUAUAUUGAUUGUUUAUAUGAACUAUAGAGGAGGGUGUACUUAAGCUUAAUAAAGAAAAUGUAUAUUUCUGUUGUGUAAUUCUUUAGUAAACAAUUCCAAUGAGAAUGGUUUUCGUUUAAUUUUACAUCCUUCCUUUUAAUACAUUAAAUAGGUUUUGAUUUGGAAUGGUAAAAUUUAUGAACCAGUAAGCAAAAUGACACAGGUACAAGCACUCUUUAAUUGUUUAGUCAAAGUCCUUCAACAUAUUCCCCUCAAUUCCUUUAGAGGCUCUACUGCCCAUUAGGAGCAUAAUGUGCCAAGGCUAAAAGUACACACAAUUCUGUGCUUGGAAACAUUCAAGUUCAUUUAAAGAAAGGUCAGAGAGAGGAUAUAACGUAUAUUUUAUACUUCUGGCCUUUAUCUACCUCAGUUUCUUACCUGACACUUAACCAAAUGUACCAAUUUUUCACCUCCUUUGCUGUCAAAUUUUGAAAAUGGAAUAAUACCAUUCGUAACUUAUUUGUUCAUUACAUACGUAUUAUUCUUGCUCAACCAUACCCCUGUUCACCCCUUUUAUGGAUGAAUUUCCAAAACACUCUAGACCUCCGGCUAGCUUAACACAUUUGGGUCCAUGCUGAAGCUCAGCUCUAUCAUAGUAUUUUAAUAUGUACAAUGAAUGGCACUCGAGCCUAGCUUGAGCAGAAAAUGAGCUUGGAUUGUCACGCACAACUUUUCAUAAUCGUCAUAGUUCUAUCAGUUACCCCUAGAUGCCACUGGUAUAUGUGUGAAGGGAAACCUACCGGUUGUGCUUGAAACAUGUUUUUAUUUUAUAUUACAGAUAUAAAUUUUGCAAAUAGCAGGAAACAGAAGAGCCAUUUCUCAGAAAACCUGACUUGGUAUUGUACGUGAAUACUAUAUAAACAAAACUGGCAUUUGACUGCAUUGAUCAAUUACUCGGUUACUAUCCCUUUCAAAGAAAAUCAAUAAUAAUAAAAAAAAUUUCAAAUGAUUUUGAUGUCAGUCAUAAAUUCAUUUUGUUCAAAACUAGUUUAGAAAUCAUCAUGAAAGCUCUUGGGAACCAGCUGACUUCUUAUGAAGCUACCUACUUUUUACAUUUGUAUUUAGCUUAAAAUCAUAAUUGGUUGUAUCAAGUUUUUAUUAUGCUCGAGAAUAUUUCAACAUACUUAAAUAAAAACAACAAGAAUCAUUUACCACAGGAUUAAACUAUCAGGAUUAAGGGAUAAACUUGGAUACGUGAUACAGAACUUUUAACAUCAAAAUGGCGAAGCAUUUUAAGAUGCAGAUUUUUCGUGUUGAUCAUUUAAUGAUGAAUAGGGUUCGGUGGUUCAAAUCCAAAACCUAACAAUCUGCUUUUUUAUUUUAAAUUUAAAACAAUACAGCAAUCAUAGAGUACUCUUGUAGCAAAGCUUGGAAUCUGUAGAGAUGCUUACUAUCCAAGAUGGCGGCGCCAGCAGGCAACAUCGCCAUCCCACACCUCUCCUCAACACAGUUUAUUUGAUACCCCACGUGCCACACACAUGCCCCUUGCAUUCCCCCACAUAACAUUCACCCGGACUUGCGCCAGAACAUACUGUUUCCAUCCACCUACUAGAUAAAAUAAUAGGCAAAAACAAAAGUGAUAGUAAUGAGCAAAAUUUUUUAUUUGUUCAGGCUUCAUGAAGAAAUAUAUUGCUCUACUGAGCCCGCCUAGCUAGGGGUAUGAAUUUAGUCACGAUACAAAGGUAUAGGGUCGACAUAUCUUUGUGUAUCAACCUGGACUUUAUAUGUACAUAUAUCAUAGUUCCUUGCGUCCAAAAACACUUUUUUUUCCUUAGAAAAGCAGUGAUCAUAUCAUUAGAUGAUCAUAUUUGGUGUUAAAGGGCCCUUGCGUUAUUUUUUUUAAAGACAUUUUAAACACUUUAAAAAUGUUUUUUUUUUUUUAUUAUAUGUUCUGAUUUGAAGCUCUGCAAACAGUUUAACAGGCAGGUAGCUGCCAUAAAAUUUUUUUAAAAUGGUUACGAGUGGGGAAUCUGUUUUGAAAAGGAUAGCCCAAAUAAUUAAAUACAGUUUUAUUUAUUAACUGCUGUUUACACUACUAAUUAAAUGUCAGUCCAAAAAUAUUAACCACUCUUUCGUUUGGUUCACAGUUUACUCUCCCCACGAGAGCUGGACUUGACAUUGACUAUCCCUAUUGCUCGUCUCUUACCUUGCACCUCUGUCACAACUCAUUGCCUCACACUAAUCACCCAUCCGACGCACCCAACAUUUCCGAUGCACCAGUCUCCAUACACAAAGCUAGUCGCUCGUUGUUUGCUUUAGCUCACCAAGGUGUUAAUCGGUUCUUCACUUCACUGCCUUGGAUGCUGGUGUCACAGUUUUUAUACCUCUCAGUCUCCUUCUGGAAUGGUCUCGCACCCCUCUGAAGUGUUGCAUCAUCAGAGUCGACUUAUCAUCAGAAGCUCCCAGAACAAUGGCCUCGUAAUGCUACUUCUCACACGCGGGGUUGUAGGAACUGGCAGAACCCUCCAGACGCACUGAGGAAGGAGAAUGCGUGAUGAGGGGAGUUAGCCAGUCGCCAUUACUAGUCAGAUUAGGCGUGCUGCGGUAAUGGACUGCACCUCACCCAUGGGCUAAGAGGCCAGCUGGCUGGCUAGUCAGGCCCUGCAGCUCCGCCUCCAGUAUAUUCGUAACCCUGCACCCUCCUUAAACCUGUUCAUUCUGAACAGGUAACACAUCUCUUCCUGCACAUUCCCUCAAUCAGUCCAAAUGUAUCACUUUCAUUCAUCCUCUCUUUCCUCUCUAGAUGUAGUAGACCACACUGACAACCGUCUUGCUUUCUCUGCUUGCACAGGCCAUUAUGCCAUCUGGCUGCCUCACAGGGGCAUGAGCGCGGAUGAAAAGCGCGAACUAGUCCAGUGUGGCACAGGAGUAGCCUAAUGCAGCGAGGCGAACAGCCGCCACCACUGGCGAGUCAAUUUCCACCCGAGCAAAAAUUGAUUAGUGUUGCAAUGGUUCUUGUAAUUGGUAGUUCAUGUAAUUGAGAAAUAUUAAGUACUUAUGUUUCACAUUAAGUAUUAAAUGAUAAUAACUGUCUGGAUUUACGGGACCACACCCAAGACAUGGCCCGACAUACUUCAUUUGUGUGCAAGACAGGCUCUGAGUGGUGCGCUGGCCACCGGGUCUAGCCACGUCCACAUUCCCGGAGCUCUUCACCGUUUGCAACACCACUACCAUCAUCAUGGAUUAAGUGCACCAUUCCCUUUCAUCGGCUCUGCAGCUAGUCCCCACCAGUUAUAUUAAUUAUCACAAACUCCAGUUUACAUUACCGUAAGUCGUACAUUGGUUUCCUUCGUUUUUCACUGCCCUUUUGCAAUGAUCGCAGGCUUCAUUGCAUGGUCAGCGAAAGAGGUCAUCAGCACUGCUGUGAGUUUGGCCUUUCCUGUGUUCAAUUCUGCAAUCAUACUGCUGUAUCUUCUCAAUCCACCUAGUGGGUCUUUCCUCCGGCUUCUUGAGCUGCAACAGCCACUAAGUGCAGCAUGGAAUUAACGAAGCUAGAAGUUCUCUUCAGGUGACGUAAUAAUUGUGUUCUGGCUUAGAUAAAGCCUUGCUGUAGUACCAGAUGACUCGUUCAUUUCAUCCUGAACCUGGUAAAGUACAGCACCCAGUCCAUCUCUGCUUGCUAUUUUUUUAAGUAUACACUCUGUAUGCUGAUGGCCUCUUCUCGUUUGUCAGUUGAUGCAGUGGUCUGGCAGUAGCUGCAAACCCAGGCACAAGGCACCUCUAGUAAGUGCAAAGUAAUUGGAAACUAAUCACCUCAUGUUUAUCUUCACGUCAAGGCCACUCCUUGAAAGACCGGAUCUUCUCGGGGUCUGUCCGUACUCCAUCCUGUGGUACCACAUGACCUACAAAUGUUGCCUCAUGUUGGAACAAGGACUAAUUCUUAGGGUUUAAUUUGAGUUUUGUGUGCCGAAGCCUGUUAAAAACUUCCUGGAGAUAUUGUAGAUCUUCUGUAAAAGUAUUUACCACCACAAUAAUGUCAUCCAGAUAAACCAGGCAUGUUUUCCAUGUCAAGUCAUGCAACACAAGUUCCAUCAAUCUUUCAAAAGUCGCAAGAGCAUUAAAUAAUCCUAAUGGCAGAACGUUGAACUGGAACAAUCCACUUCCUGUUGAGAAAGCAGUCUUCUCCUUGUCCUCUGAGUGCAGCUUCACUUGCCAGUAACCAGUCUUCAAGUCCAGUGUCGAGAACCACCUGGUGCCAGCAAGCGUGUCCAGAGUGACAUAGUCAAACCUCUCUGAAACGACCCCUCACGGUUCCCAGGAAUAGGGUCGUAAUAGAUGUUUUCCAAAAUUUUCAGUUCAUUUGAACCCCCCCCCCCCCCUUCCCACCCGCACCCACCCUUUUCCCAAACCGCUACUCGCUAAGAAACCAGCCGUACAAUGGCAGGAUGCUGUCACUCACAAUGCUAGACAGCUUUGCUUUAAACCCACUUCAACCUUCAUGACAAGUCCGUCGCCCAACAGGCCACUUUAAAGAAAAUAUGUCAAAACACAGUUUAUUUUUACUGGUUAGUUUACAUGUACGUUUUCUGCUUGCCGUAGUUAAACACACUAGAACCCCGGAUUUAACGAAGCAGUGAUUUUACGAAUACAUUCUCGGGAACCGUCAAAAAAUGGGACAUUUUGACCAAAAUGUAAAAAUUGGAAGAAAAAAAGAAA